UAUCGGAUCCUUCCUGAAACAUAAGUAGUAUCUGUAUAAAACUACGUCGGAUCUUUCAUGAAACAUAACCUAGAAUCAGAUCUUCAUUAUCUAAGCAAACCCGGAACAUGCCUUUUUUCAAGUACAUCCAGUUUCGGAGCAUCAAUUUUAUUGAAAAAUGCGUUAUAUACAAGCCAUCCACAAGCCAUCCAAUUUGAUUGGCUCAGUGCAGGCCAUGCAAAAAUACUCGAAAAUGUCAUCGGAGCUUACAGCCAAACCUCAAUAGGUAUCAGAUUCGAAAAAGGUAGCCAAACCGGAUUUUUCUAUGCUGCUUUGCGAACAAUUAAUUCGAUUAACCAUUCAACUAAUUCGUUCAACAGGCCGUAAAUUCAACCAUUCAACUAAUCCGCUGCAACUGGAUUAGGAAUGUUAUGGCUGGCUGAAAUUAUGGCCGUCGUAUUAGCUUUAUAGCGAGCUUAAGACUAUGGUAGAUCCAACUAGCUUGCAUUUGUAAUAUUACCAAUAUUACAAGUGUAAGUAUGUGAUAUUACCAAUAUUGCAUUUGAAUAGAAUUUAUUUGGGUGGCUGUUUGAAAAUCACCAAAAUUACAAGUGUAAGUAUGUAGAAUAUGCUAUGAUAUCUCGAGAUCUUCAGCCAUGUCUGUACAAAAACAAAAAUCAUGUUUUUUCUUAAUCAUUUCA
Messenger RNA from Papaver somniferum (opium poppy), 680 nucleotides. RefSeq lists its product as uncharacterized. Lineage: Eukaryota; Viridiplantae; Streptophyta; Magnoliopsida; Ranunculales; Papaveraceae. The transcript is spliced from 3 exons. The record is from RefSeq and is a predicted model, not a curated record. The coding region runs from base 58 to 366 and encodes 102 amino acids.